This is a messenger RNA of Strongylus vulgaris, 774 nucleotides long. Lineage: Eukaryota; Metazoa; Nematoda; Chromadorea; Rhabditida; Strongylidae. The record is from the annotation of a GenBank genome assembly.
AUGCUGCUCAUUCUCGCUAACGUUCUUUCAUUCGUCACUGCUGGACAAAUUGUAGAUUCCAAGGAGCAGGAAAUCAAGGCGAAUGUACCUGUUGUAAUAGAAAUUGCUCGCCCAAAAAUUAAGUACGAAUAUGAAACAUCUAAAGACAUUGACGUGCAACCAAUUAUAUAUGAUUCGGGAACUCGAACCAAUCGGUACAACAUUGAAACUCGAACGAUUGAUUUGCCAACUGAAGUCAAGUACGAAUACAAAACCAAUGUCGUCGAGGAGCCCAUAAAGAUAAAAUACAGAACUAAACCAAUUAAGGUAAUGUAUGAAACUGAGACAGAUGAUUCUGAGCUUGCAGUGGAAGAAGAUGACUCCGAGUGGAACUCGGAUAGUCAUAAACGUAGAAUUUCGCAUGAGCAUCACAAACAUAGAAGCACAUCAUCCAACCAUGAAAAGAUGCGCUCUAAACCCAAAAGAGUAUCGGUCGAUCAAAGUGAAGGCAUUGAGCGUCCAGCUGGCGAAAUUCAUCGGAGGCAUUUCAAAUCGAGCAAGAGUCGAUCAUCUAGUGGCAGUUCUAACAGCGACAAGAAAGUGAGACCAACUAGCGUCAGUAUUGGGAUAAAGUUCAAUGUUUGGUUGAAAUAUGCGGGAAAGAAAUACAUGGUAAGGAGAAAUGCAAAAAAUUUCGAUGACGCGGAGCAGUCGUGCAAAGGACAUGGCGGUCAUCUGGCAUCUAUUCACACCGAAGCGGAAAAUAAUUUCAUCCACAGUACGUUUUAUUCAUAG